CCCUCUCCGCCCGCCCCGCUCCGCGCCCCGCAGCCUCCACCGCCGCUCCCCGCUCCGUUCCCCGCGCGUCGCCGGGGUGGGGGCCGGCGGGGGAAGGCCCCCGGGAUGGCCCCGGUGCUGCUGUGGCUGUUGGCUUUGGUGGCGGGGGGCCCGGCGGGAGCUCAACCCCCCCUCCCCGCCGCUUCGGAGCCCGCGUGCCCCGUGUGCGUGUGGCGGAGGCACAGCAAAGAGCUGCGGCUGGAGAGCAUCAAGUCGCAGAUCCUCAGCAAGCUGCGGCUGAAGGAAGCGCCCAACAUCACCCGCGAGGUGGUGAAGCAGCUGCUGCCCAAAGCGCCGCCGCUGCAGCAGAUCCUCGACCUGCACGACUUCCAGGGGGACUCGCUGCAGCACGACGAGUACCUGGAGGAGGACGAGUACCACGCCACCACCGAGACCGUCAUCAGCAUGGCCCAGGAAACCGAUCCCGUGGUGCAGAUCGAGGGCAACCCCCACUGCUGCUUCUUCAACUUCAGCCCCAAGAUCAUGUUCACCAAAGUGGUGAAGGCUCAGCUGUGGGUGUACCUGCGCCCGGUGCAGCACACCUCCACCGUCUACCUGCAAAUCCUCCGCCUCAAGCCGGUGACGGAGGAAGGCAGCCGUCACAUCCGCAUCCGCUCGCUCAUCGACCUCAACUCCCGCAUCGGGCACUGGCAGAGCAUCGACUUCAAGCACGUGUUGCAGAACUGGUUCAAGCAACCUCAGAACAACUGGGGCAUCGAGAUCAACGCCUUCGACCCAAACGGCAACGACCUGGCGGUCACUUCGUUGGGACCCGGAGCUGAAGGGCUGCACCCCUUCAUGGAGCUGCGGGUGCUGGAGAACAACAAACGCUCGCGGAGGAACCUGGGCUUGGACUGCGACGAACAUUCCACCGAAUCGCGCUGCUGCCGCUACCCGCUGACCGUCGACUUCGAGGCGUUCGGGUGGGACUGGAUCAUCGCCCCCAAGAGGUACAAAGCCAACUACUGCUCGGGGCAAUGCGAGUAUAUGUUCAUGCAGAAAUACCCGCACACCCAUCUGGUGCAGCAAGCAAACCCACGCGGCUCGGCCGGGCCGUGCUGCACGCCCACCAAGAUGUCCCCCAUCAAUAUGCUCUACUUCAACGACAAGCAGCAGAUCAUCUACGGCAAGAUCCCGGGCAUGGUGGUGGAUCGCUGCGGCUGCUCGUAGAGCUGCGCCUCCGCCUGAAGGACGGAUUCCUCCUCUGCUAUUUUUUUCUUUUUCUUUUUUUGGUUGUCGGUUUGGUUGUUUUUUUUUUUUCCUGAUUUUUUUCGAUUUUUUUUUUUUUUUUUUU
This is a messenger RNA of Tympanuchus pallidicinctus (lesser prairie-chicken), 1333 nucleotides long. RefSeq names its product growth differentiation factor 11 (gene GDF11). Gene Ontology annotation, molecular function: growth factor activity; cytokine activity. Gene Ontology annotation, cellular component: extracellular region. Gene Ontology annotation, biological process: SMAD protein signal transduction. NCBI's taxonomy places the organism in Eukaryota, Metazoa, Chordata, Aves, Galliformes, Phasianidae. The record is from RefSeq and is a predicted model, not a curated record.